Molecule: messenger RNA, 6504 nt
Organism: Nymphalis io (European peacock)
Lineage: Eukaryota; Metazoa; Arthropoda; Insecta; Lepidoptera; Nymphalidae
Exons: 3
Coding region: 445-5745 (1766 amino acids)
Source: RefSeq, a predicted model, not a curated record
CGACGGAACGACCAGUUGAACAAAGAUUUUGUACCGAUCACAGAUCUUUUUUUUAAUGAAGAACUAAAUACUGCAUAGUGAUAUUAGUAAAUAUAAACAAAAACCGUAAGGGAUGGCGAUCCAAGGAUACGUUAAAUAUUGCCAGAACGUUUCAAGGUAAUCCCGAUUUACUAGUCCAAAAUAAUCCCUAAGCCAGUGAUCAUAAUAUACAAAUUAUUCACACCUAUUUUCACACUAACCCACGCAAACACAACGUGUUUUCAGUAGCAGAUGCUCUCUUUGGGACGAAAUGUUGUGUUCUUAGUUUGACGGUAACUUUUUGCUGGGUCUAGGUGAAAAUAGGACAUAAACAAAUAACAGAUGGGACUAUGGAAGUUAUCCAGUCUGGCAUAAUAAGCUUCUAUUAAUUUAAUCUAAUAUUAAAAAUAACAUAUAACUAAACAUAUGGAAUCUGAAUUGUCGCCAGAUAAUAAAAAAAAAAUACCCCCAGUGCCAAUAAAAACGUAUCAAUGGGAAGAUUUGAAAAAAGCUCGUGAGGCAGGUGGUUAUCCUUGGACACAUCUUUUAAAAGCACCACUCGAAGGUGAAAUAACAGCAGAAGAUAUAAUUAGGGAAACAACACCAAGAAGAAGUAUGUCACGUGAAUUUUCAAAAUCGCGAACCCAUUCUCCUGUUGACAAGGGCAUUCAAAAAAUACUUAAUCUCGACUCGUCCCCGGGAAGCAGCAGAAAACAUAGCGAGGAAGGUAAAGAUGAAGGAGUUCAUGUACCAAAUUUUUCCAAAGAAAUUUCAUUAGACUCAGAAGAUGACAUAAUUAAUAAGACACCCAAUCCAAGCAAAGAAAAAACUGAUAUCCAAAGUAACAUACUUUUAUCAACUCCCAUUGAAAAACCAAUAAGUGUUUCACCAAAAAGUAUAUUGAAACGACGCAUUCCGGAACAACAAUAUAUAGGUAUUUCAGAAACACGAGAAAAAACAAAAUGUUGUCAUCCUUUGGUGAACAAAAUUAAACAUUUAGCUGACAAAACAUUACAAAAGCUUGAUAGAGUUGAAAAUGAAAAGUCUCCUGAAACAAAGCGAAAGAAAAACGAAGAAGUUCAAGAAAUACGACAACUGAGAAACUCUCCUGGGGCUGUUAGAAGACAAAAAUUUAGCGCCAUUAAAUUAGGAAGUUCAGAUGAAAUGACAAAAACUAUGAGCUUAGAUACACCGCCGCCCAGAAAGAAAAAAGAACACAUAUAUGAAGAUAUAGAAGAAUCUAAAGAUACAGAAAAGUCCUUACAUUUUUCACCCGAAGUUGAUAAUAACAGUGGUAAGAAGGUAGAAAUACAAAAUAGUAACAAUAAUGAGAACGAUAGUAUUUUAGAAAAAAAAUCAAAUGCAUCUCAAGACCCUAGCUUAGUUGCUGAAGAUAAUACAUCCUUAAAAACCAAUGAAUAUAUUAUGGAAAAACUGCACAACAUCAACGAUAUAAAUAAAGAAGCCGUACUUUUAGAUGAAGAGAUGGAUUCAGAAGAGCCAAAUGUAGAAGAAGUAUACCAAAAUCAAAAAGAUGAUACGAGAAAAAAUAACGAUUCUCCUAAUAUAACUAUUACAGAAAUAUAUGAUGAUGAUAACACUAUAGAACAGUCAACUGCGGUACCCAUUGAAUCAUCUCCUAGCCCGAGUCCUCGGAAUAACAACCAAAAAUAUGACGAAUCAAUUAAUAAAGAUUGGUCUACACCUAACAGUGAUCACGAAUACGAAAUAAUAGAUAAACCAACCCCGAAUAAUGUUUUUACGGCACCGAGUAUAGACGAGAAACCAACCAUGGUUAAAACAGACGACGAGUUAUCAAGUACGACAUCUUUAGAGCGGAAAUAUUUACAACAUACUUCCGACGAAGAUGAACAAAUUGACGAUAAAGAGAUUGUAAACACUGAAAAAACAGAAGAUUUUAUUAACGCAGAAACAUUACAGAAAGAUAUUGAAGAACGUUUUUUUGUAAAUACACCUUCAACUGCAUCUCGUACUGAAUGUGAGGUUAGUACAAGUCAAGUAGAUUCAUCGGCUUUGGAAAAUUUGCCAUUAAAGCGAAGUAGUCGAAAUAAAAGUGGCGAUGGAGGUGACCAUAAAAUACAACAACGUAUCAAAGAAGGGACAGGCAAACUUAAAACGCAAGCUGGUAAACUUAAAACUAAACUACAUAAUUUAAGAAACAAGCAGUUUAGCUUACCAGAUCGACCUAAAAUUAAUAUGCCGGAGAGACCAAAGUUCAAAAUGCCAGACCGAUCUAAAUUUACAUUGACAGAAAAAAGAAAAUUUAGUUUGCCUGAAAGACCCAAAUUUAAAAAAAUUAAUAUAUCAGAAAAGUUAUCUUUUGGUGAUCGAAAAAAGUUUAGUUUUCCUGACCGACCCAAGUUCAGUGUCCCUGAAAUGCCAAAAUUUAAAAUGCCUGAAAGGCCCAAAAUACAUUUUCCAAGUCUUGGUAGAAAAAAGGAAAAUAAAAUCGAAAGUAAUAAUUCUGACUCAACAUGCGACUUACAGAAUGUAGCAACAGUUGAGUUUGAAGCUAAAACGUAUCCAAGGCUAUUUAAUAGGAAGAAAAAGUCACUAAUACAAAAAACAUCUUCUUCGCCUACUUUAAAUAGAGAAGAUACACCACCACCUACAUUUACAUUUACUAGAGUGAAAAAAGUCAAUCAAGAUGAACCUGCUACAUAUAUACCAGAUAGUCCAGAACAACCAAGAGAAUAUGGUACUGUCGACAAUGAAACCAAUUACGAUACUGAUAUUGAGGGAAGAAAACAGCUUAGUAGGACUUACGAUUUUGAUAAGUUGGAUCAAGUGUAUAUGGAUGAAGAAGAAAACCAGCAAAAUCUUAAUGAAAACCGUAAUGCUAACUCAACAACCGACAUAUCACCUUCUAUGCUGGAGUAUACACACAUAAACGAAUUAAAUAACGACGAAUUUUUUGUUCGACCGAGAGGAAUUUCUCGCGAAAAUAUUCAAGUUCGGGAAUAUUUAAGCGACGAAAUACGACAAGCAUUUAAUAUUCCUAAAAAUGUUCUCGCCGUUAUGGGGAGUAACAAGGAAAUUGAUAGUCGAAAUAUUUAUGUAAACGAACCGGAUGAAGACCCAGAAUUAAUGAAUGAAUGUAAAGAACCUGUGACAUAUUCAGCGGAGGACUUGAAUGACAGAGAUGACGGAUAUUACACAUUCCCACCUGUGAGACCCUCUAGAGCCAAGAGAAAGAAAAGAGAGACUGAAUCAAUUCACUUUAUCGAUGAUAGUGUGACAGCGAGCAUCCAAUUUAGUGAAAUAGACUUAGGAAUAUCAGAAGAUCAGAUAAUUAACAAACAAACAAAUGGAAUUAUCAGUUGUAGUAAUACUGAUCUCAAUAAUUCAAUUCAUGAUUUAGAGCUCAGACCACAAAUUGAUCUUCAUUCUAUACACGAAUACGCAAAUGACGACGUUAUAGAAUAUCCUGAAAGUAUACCAAUACAAUCAAAGACUCUUCCAAUGCCACCUAAAAGGAAAAGGAAAUCUAUAAAAAAAGAUGUAAAACAUUCAUCCUUAAAUGAUUUUACUCCACCCGAAAUAUGGCACUUACCUAAGGAGCAGGCAGAAGAUAUUAUCGUGUUUAGAACUGAACACGAAUAUGUUAUUCCAAAAUCAGAAACCAAAGAGCAGAGUCCGCUACCACCAGGGCGCAAUCGUUCGAGAAGUUCAAGGGCAACAUCAUUAUGCGAUGACGAUCGAACAUCACAUGGUGCAGAUUCGUUAAUCUUAGAUACUCACAUACUGACUACUGACGAAGUUGAAAUUAGAAGUGAUUUACGUCAAGAAAGUCCUGGAUACGCUACAGUCGACAAAGGAAACUACACCCCAAGUAAAACUGUACGACGGUCAAAAAGCAAAACACCACCUAAUAGACAACGUAAAAGCCAUAGCGCUGAACGUAAGUACUAUACUGUAUCUGCAAAGAAAAAUGAACUGCCAAGCCGUCCACCAAGGAAAAAGUCAUCAACAAGUCUUAUGACCUUAAACAGUUUUACAAAAGAUUCAAUGAACGGAGAUCUGACGCAAUAUGAUGAAAUAGAUGAACCGCGUUUUGAUGAGUUACACAAAGAUCUACAAUCAGGUGCAGUUGUAAGUAAAAUGAAAGAUAGACCUUUGCCUCCUCCUCCUCGGCCACCCAGAGGACCAAAACGAAAAAAAAUGUCGUAUGAUAUAGAAGAUCAAAUACAAAAAACUGACAGAAAAUCAACUUCUACGCCUGAAAAUUUACAACAAAAAUCAGAAACACCAGAGGUAAUUGAAAUAGAGGUAUCAACGCAAACAGAUCCGCUACCCGACGAUAUUGACUUUGAACUGGGAUUAGACGAAAAUCUUAACAUAUCUAUGUCUAGUUCCUUAAGAGAUAUUGUUGACGAGGAGUCUAUUUUAGGUAAAGUACAUGACAAAAUGUCAGAGUCACAUAGAACUUCACGACCUGUUUCACGAUCAGAAAAAUCUUUUAAGCUUUCGGAUCUUAAGAUUAACUCAGAAUUACCUAAAACGAAUAUUGAAAGAACUUCACCGACCGUAAUACUUGUAGAAAAAAGGGUUUCCAGUCCAACGAGAAUUAAUGAAAGAGAAGAAAUUUUAACAGAAGCAUCAUUAACUGUUCAACAUAUAGAAAUUGAAGAAUCCCUUAUUCCAGAUGUCCCACCACUCCCCAGAGGAAGGAAUGUACAAACUAUAAGUUCAAAAAAAGUUACUGCGCCAGAAAGUGAUCACGUUGUUGAAAGAGUGUCUGAUGCAAGCAGGGACGUACAGUUAGAUAAUUUAGUUACGCAACGACUUCAAGUCAGGGAUUUAGAUGUGGGACGGCUAAAUGUUUCUGAAUUGCAAGCUACAAAAAUUCUUGUAUCUGACAUCGAAGGCAUGACUUUAAAUGUUAAUGAAAUGGACUCUAAGUCAGGUCAUAUUUCAGUCAGUGGAAUUGAAUUUUCUCAAUCAGUAAUAGACGAAAUAGUGAAAAAAUUCACUCAAAUAUCGACUAACGUUACACCUCCAGUAAUUUCUCAUACGCAACUAACAACUGACAAUAUAAAACCAGUAAGUAGAGAAGAAGAGACACAAACAGAUAAUAUAGUACCUCUUAAGGCAGAAGCAACUAAUUCCAUAACUGAAGAACAGAAACAGACAACAGGACAACUUUCAACUCCACCUCGCUCUGAAACUACUGAAGACACAUCUGCGCCACCACAGAGGCCUCCACCGCCAGAUCUAACACCAUUACUGUAUUCAUACCUUCAGGAUAUAGCUAUACCGACUUCAUCCUUACAGCCUCGCCCACACUCUCAAAGAGAACGGCAUUUAAGUGAAUUUCAUGACCAACAUCAAACACCACCGCCACCAGUUAGGCGAUCCAAAAGGAAACCAGCGGUACUACACAGUGAAUCGAGUUCAGACGAAGGCAAACCAAGGCCAUCACCAAGAAGACUUCCACCGCCUACGAGAAUUCAUGAACCUUCGAUAACAGAAGCGGGUGCUCAAUUUCUUAGAGUAUGCCAAACUUCGAUUAGUAGGACAUUUAAAAACAUUUUUAAUACGUUUAUGACCUAUAUUAAUAGAACGGAAGACAAAAGGGAUGUCCAAAUGGCAAUGGUGAUAUUUCUUGUACUAAUUGCAGGAUUAAUUAUGUUCGGUCUAAGCGAUAGUCGCACUAUUCAUCACCAUCACUGGGAAUUUUUCAAUCCACCAGAUGGAAAGCAAUAAUUAAAGAAUUAAUUCAAAUUAUUUAUCGUACAUAUAUUUAAAUUUGAUUAAUGUUAAAUUACGUUUCUAUAAUAUUGUAUAAUAUAAAAUAAGAAAGCCUUUCAAUGGCGGCAUUAACAUAUUUGUUAUUAAUUUUAUACCCAGCAUUUUGUAAACCAGACCAAUAACCAAACCAACCAGAGUAUGUAAAACAUGUUCCGAUCGUAUAUAAAACAAAAGCUUUAUUUAUUUGUCAUGAAGCAACUGUUUUUAGACAAAAAAUAAAUAAAAGCAUUGAUUAAAAUUAACUGAAGGAAAUCACUUACACUAAUAAGUAGCAGAUUUUCAUAUUAUUUAAAGGUAGCCUAUUUAAAUUAUAUUGAUUUAAAUUAGUUACUUAUUUUACCAAAUUGCAAACCAGAAUAAAAAUCUUAUUUUUGUCAUUCCAUUCUCUUUAAAUAUAAAUCCAUAAAAAGGAAUCAUUUUAAUUUACUUUAAAAAAAAAUGUUAAAUCUGCUACUAUGUACAGUGUAAUAAAUGUAUUGAAUAUUUGAAUUAUAUUGAAAGAGCUACUCUUUCAUUUUAACAAGUAUUAUAUAUAUCUCGGUUUUUGGCCUCAGCUACUUAUGUCCUCGAACGAUUCUUUAUCUAGGUGUAUUGAAUUUUGCUAUUAAUUGCACUGUUAAUUUUGUAAACGUAGUUUAUGGGCUGGUUAGUUACGCAUUUUGUAAAGUUCGUUUUUCUUGUGUAUAUUGUCGUUAAAUAAAUUUGUUAACUAAA